Molecule: messenger RNA, 1790 nt
Organism: Sorghum bicolor (sorghum)
Lineage: Eukaryota; Viridiplantae; Streptophyta; Magnoliopsida; Poales; Poaceae
Product: amino acid permease 3
Exons: 3
Coding region: 103-1611 (502 amino acids)
Cellular component (GO): plasma membrane
Source: RefSeq, a predicted model, not a curated record
AGCUCAUCUCCUGGGUCACCUUACCUAGCAGGCUAGCACUAGCAGCCUCCCUCAACACUCGCAAGCCCUUGCACUGCUAGCUGCGCCCUUAAUUUCACAACGAUGAGGAGGCAGAGCUCGCUCGCUCGCUCAUACUCCUCAGUGGCACCGGUACCGGCACCGGCAUCGCCACCGCACAACGGAGGUGUGAAUGGCAAGCACUUGCCUCCGCCCAUGGAGGUGUCGGCGGAGGCCGGGAACGCCGGUGCUGCCGAGUGGCUGGACGACGACGGCCGCCCUCGCCGCAAGGGCACGUUCUGGACAGCCAGCGCACACAUCAUCACCGCCGUCAUCGGCUCCGGCGUGCUCUCCCUCGCCUGGGCCAUUGCGCAGCUCGGCUGGGUUGCCGGCCCUACCGCCAUGCUCCUCUUCGCCUUCGUCACCUACUACACCGCCACCCUACUCGCCGAGUGCUACCGGACCGGCGACCCCGACACCGGCAAGCGCAACUACACGUACAUGGACGCCGUGCGCUCCAACCUCGGCGGCAAAAAGGUCGUGUUCUGCGGCGUCAUCCAGUACGCCAACCUCGUCGGCGUCGCCAUUGGCUACACCAUCGCGUCGUCCAUCAGCAUGAAGGCCAUCAGGAGAGCUGGGUGCUUCCACACCCACGGUCAUGGGGAUCCCUGCAAGAGCUCCAGCACCCCGUACAUGAUCCUCUUCGGCGUUGUGCAGAUCCUCUUCUCGCAGAUACCGGACUUCGAUGAGAUUUGGUGGCUCUCCAUUGUCGCUGCAGUCAUGUCCUUCACCUAUUCUUCUAUCGGACUGUCCCUCGGAAUCGCACAGACCGUCUCCAACGGUGGGUUCAAGGGCACUCUCACCAGCAUCGGCUUCGGCGCCGGCGUCACCUCGACGCAGAAGAUCUGGCACACCCUGCAGGCAUUCGGCGACAUCGCCUUCGCCUACUCCUUCUCCAACAUCCUCAUCGAGAUCCAAGACACGAUCAAGGCGCCACCACCGUCGGAGUCGAAGGUGAUGCAGAAGGCGACGCGUCUCAGCGUGGCGACGACGACCAUCUUCUACAUGCUGUGCGGCUGCAUGGGGUACGCGGCUUUCGGUGACAACGCGCCGGAUAACCUGCUCACCGGCUUCGGCUUCUACGAGCCCUUCUGGCUGCUCGACGUCGCCAACGUCGCCAUCGUCGUGCACCUCGUCGGCGCGUACCAGGUGUUCUGCCAGCCCAUCUUCGCCUUCGUCGAGCGCCGCGCCGCCGCGGCGUGGCCGGACAGCGCCUUCAUCUCCCGGGAGCUCCGUGUCGGUCCCUUCGCCCUGAGCCUUUUCCGCCUGACAUGGCGGUCGGCGUUCGUGUGCGUCACCACCGUCGUGGCCAUGCUGCUGCCGUUCUUCGGCGACGUGGCGGGGCUCCUCGGCGCCGUCUCGUUCUGGCCGCUCACCGUCUACUUCCCCGUCGAGAUGUACAUCAAGCAACGUCGUGUGCCUCGUGGAAGCCCCAGGUGGAUCAGCCUCCAGACGCUCAGCUUCACCUGCCUCCUCGUCUCCAUUGCCGCCGCCGCCGGUUCCAUCGCCGACGUCGUGGAUGCGCUCAAGGUGUACCAGCCGUUCAGUGGCUAACAUGGAAGAACGUGGAGGGAUCUGUGUAGAACGCAGGACCAUGAACAACUUUGAAAAAAAUCGAUCACUGCAGAACAAAUUUGCGGUUACUACGGUUACUAGCCAAGCAAAGCGAGGCGACCUGUUAUUGAGCAUCUUCAACAGAAGACUAAUAACACUACAAAACUGAUAUUUGUGUU